GUGACGUCACCGCACCCGCGGCCUCCAUCUUGAAGCCGCGGCCUCAGAGUCCGCUCCUCCCGCCCCGGGCAGCGGCCUCCCCGGUAUCCGCCUUCAUCGGGCGUCCGGGACCAGCACCGGCCAGGGUCAGCAUGGCGGGAGCUGGCGGAGGCAAUGAUAUCCAGUGGUGUUUUUCUCAGGUGAAAGGAGCUGUGGAAGACGAUGUAUCGGAGGCUGAUAUAAUCUCUACUGUAGAAUUUAAUCAUUCUGGAGAGCUGCUAGCCACAGGAGAUAAAGGAGGACGAGUGGUCAUCUUCCAACAAGAGAGCAAGAGUCCGUAUCACAGGGGGGAGUAUAGCGUUUAUAGCACUUUCCAGAGUCACGAGCCAGAGUUUGAUUACUUGAAGAGCUUAGAAAUUGAAGAGAAGAUCAACAAGAUCCGGUGGUUACCCCAGAAAAAUGCAGCACAGUUCCUGUUGUCUACUAAUGAUAAAACAAUUAAACUGUGGAAAAUCAGUGAACGAGACAAGAGACCAGAAGGGUACAACCUGAAGGAAGAGAAUGGGAGGUACCGGGAUCCAACCACUGUUACCACGCUCAGGGUGCCCGUUUUCCGCCCCAUGGACCUCAUGGUCGAAGCGAGUCCUCGUAGGAUAUUUGCUAAUGCUCACACGUAUCACAUUAACUCCAUCUCUGUGAACAGUGACUAUGAGACAUACCUGUCAGCAGACGACCUGCGGGUCAACCUGUGGCAUCUGGAGAUAACAGACAGGAGCUUUAACAUCGUAGAUAUAAAACCUGCUAAUAUGGAGGAGCUGACAGAGGUGAUCACCGCGGCCGAGUUCCACCCGCAUCACUGCAAUACUUUCGUAUACAGCAGCAGCAAAGGCACCAUCCGCCUGUGUGACAUGCGAGAGUCUGCGCUCUGCGAUCGCCACUCCAAAUUGUUUGAGGAGCCCGAAGACCCCAGCAACAGGUCAUUCUUCUCAGAGAUCAUCUCCUCCAUAUCGGAUGUGAAGUUCAGCCACAACGGCCGAUACAUGAUGACCAGGGACUACCUGUCGGUCAAGAUCUGGGACUUGAACAUGGAAAGCAGGCCUGUGGAAACUUAUCAGGUUCAUGAAUACCUCAGGAGUAAGCUAUGCUCCUUAUAUGAAAACGACUGCAUCUUUGACAAGUUUGAGUGCUGUUGGAAUGGGCCUGACAAUGUUGUCAUGACCGGCUCAUACAACAACUUCUUCCGGAUGUUCGACCGCAACACCAAACGCGAUAUCACCCUGGAAGCUUCGCGGGAGAACAGCAAGCCGCGCAUGGUGCUGAAACCUCGAAAGGUGUGCGCCAGCGGCAAGCGGAAGAAGGAUGAGAUCACGGUGGACAGUCUGGACUUCAACAAGAAGAUCCUGCACACGGCCUGGCAUCCCAAGGAGAACAUCAUUGCCGUUGCAACCACCAAUAACCUGUAUAUAUUCCAGGAUCGAGUCAAUUAGCCCUGGCCGUUUCCUGCAGGACGCUCCCUGGUCCACCUAGUUCUAAUAGUCGAGCCUAGAAUUCUCUUACCCUGUUCCAAACGGAAGAAAACUUACAGCAGCGCGGGAACUUUUGCCAGUCCCUCCCAGUCUGACUUUUUUCCAGUGUUUAAGGUGCCAUCAAAUAUUAUUUUUUUUUAUAGCUGCGCAGGUUGAAUUCCUGCUCCUACCGUUUUCUCGCCCCGCUAGGGGAACGGUUGGGUUUACUGUAUUUUUUUGUGUUCUUUUUAACCAUCUCGUCUGGCGAGUAGAUCCUUCUUUUUUUAUUAUUAUUUUGCGAUGUCAGCUGCAGUACCAGCCUUCUCCCUAUAGGAUUUUUUAUUUUUUUGUUCUUUCAUUAAAAGCUGUUAAGCGGUGGGAUCCUACAGUACUAAUGGGUUUAAUAUGUCUAACCUCAUAACAUUUCUCUUCUCCUCAAUUGCAAAACUCCAUUUUUUUGUUUGUUCUUUAUUCACUCCGUUUCCUGUAUGGCUUGUAUUGGUUUUUGUCCAUCCUCCCACCCCACCCCCUUACUCUGUUCCCUAUAGAUUCCAUAAUGCCCUUCCUCGCCCUACCCUGCGCUGGUGAAGAUCCGACCGCUGUACGAAGCACACAGGGAGAUAGGUUCACCUAGGCAGGGUUGGUGGGAUAAGCUUAUUCCUGGAAGUCCUGAUCACGUUUUAAUGACGACCUGACUGUAAUCACUUCUUGCCUUGUCUGGCACUGAAAGGGGAGGGGGAUAAAAAAAAGACUUAAAAAAAUAUAAAUAAAAAGCCAAAAAAGUAAGGAUAAAAAAAAACUACUGAAUAAAAUACAAAUGGAGAAA
Molecule: messenger RNA, 2310 nt
Organism: Spea bombifrons (plains spadefoot toad)
Lineage: Eukaryota; Metazoa; Chordata; Amphibia; Anura; Pelobatidae
Gene: PPP2R2A
Product: protein phosphatase 2 regulatory subunit Balpha
Exons: 10
Coding region: 132-1466 (444 amino acids)
Biological process (GO): peptidyl-serine dephosphorylation
Cellular component (GO): cytosol; protein phosphatase type 2A complex
Molecular function (GO): protein binding; protein phosphatase regulator activity
Source: RefSeq, a predicted model, not a curated record